Trichobilharzia szidati is the source of this 1419-nucleotide messenger RNA. The record is from the annotation of a GenBank genome assembly. Lineage: Eukaryota; Metazoa; Platyhelminthes; Trematoda; Strigeidida; Schistosomatidae.
AUGUUGGAUGGUGCUUUGUGGAUUGAAUAUAAUGCAACAUGUUCUGGUAAUAGAAGUUCAACAGGUGUCACAAAGUUGGAAUAUUCUCUGCCAAUUUUAGUCCUCAUAUUUACAAGACAGCAUAGAAAAUCAGUGAUGCGAACAAGUUUACUAGUAUUAUCAGCUACUGAAGUACUGUUUCAUUCAUUUGUUUGUAUAGAAUAUACUACUCAUCUGAUAGCUUCAUCACCGGGUCCACGAAUGAUAACAGUCACAGAGUUUGUAUUCUUUGCUUUAAUCAACUGGGGAUCUGAUUGCUCUUUAUGCACACGGAAUUGGUGUAAUGUAUUGAUCACUUCAGCUCGUACAGAAGUUGUAGUUUAUCCAAUGCGUAAACGUCGUUUACUGUCUCAUUCAUCAAUAAAAUUAAUAUACGGAUUUUUAUGGAUUUUAUCUGGUUUUCUAGGAAUUGUACGUGCAUUUUAUGAUUAUGCAAUUAUUUGUGUUCCUACAGAUGAUUAUUUAGAUGGUGUAAGUACAAAGUUAACUGAUAUAACCUCAGAUCAGCUGAGUACAAUGAAAUCGGACUUAUCUAAUAUUAAUGACAAAAAAACAAUAACCAUUACACAUAUGGAUGCUUUACUAGACCAAAAUGUGAUCAGUAACUACGAGGCUUACUGUUUUUUUGUAUUUCAGGUAAUUGCGCCAACUUUAUUUGUUUUAAUUAUGUCAUUUAUUAUAUCAUUCUAUGUUUCACCAUGGCGUGAUUCUAAAAUUAUUGAAGUUACCAAUGUCCGGCGAAGAAAUCAAAUGAAAGCGACUAGAACAAUAUUAUUUCUAGCAAUUUCAUUUCUGUGCUUUCAAACACCAAGUUUUAUACUAGUUAUUAUCCAGCAUUAUACUACUGUUAUGAUUGAUUUUCAUUUAGCAAAACUUGUUGCAGAUCUACUUUUGACUUUUGAUUCAAUAAUUAAUAUUAUGAUAUAUGCUAUUGGUUUACCAGGCUUUCGAAUUUACCUGAAUCGAAUGUUCACUUGUCUAUGUCCAUUUAAUAAUAAUACAAAUCAUAGCGCUAGUAAUAAUAAUAACGAUAAUAUUAAUAAUAAUAAUAACAAUCGUCUAAGAGGGAGUUCAGUAACAGUUAUACAGACUGAAUUUCAUCCAGUCGCCUAUAACAUUACAAAGAAUGAUAAACUCAAACCACCUAGUACACUGAAUAAUUGCAAAAACUCUCUACAUGUUAAUCAUUGUGCAUAUCCAUAUAAUCGUAACAUUCAUCAUGGAAGUUCCCGUCAUCGACAUCCUCCUCACCACAGUCAUGGAUGCAAUCAUAGUCAACUUGGAAAUUACAACACUGGCUGUAAACAACAAGAUGAAAGUGUUUACGUUAACGAGGAAUUGUCAGGCAUAAAAGUGAAGGACAUUUGUGAUGAAAUUUAA